Physcomitrium patens is the source of this 3907-nucleotide messenger RNA. Its product is annotated as LRR receptor-like serine/threonine-protein kinase FEI 2. NCBI's taxonomy places the organism in Eukaryota, Viridiplantae, Streptophyta, Bryopsida, Funariales, Funariaceae. Gene Ontology annotation, biological process: protein phosphorylation. Gene Ontology annotation, molecular function: protein kinase activity; protein binding; ATP binding. The record is from RefSeq and is a predicted model, not a curated record.
UAUCUCAUUAAUCUUUGCGAUGGUUUGAAGUUUUUGAGGUUGUGCUUGAGACACUGAGGAAGUGUGACAUUUUAUUUUAUUUUAUUUUGUUUUUGUUUUCGCAUAUUCCUUUGACUACGUUCAUAAGCUCGACAGAGACUUCUUGAUCUUGUCUUCACUGAUUGCGUUUAAAUUAGCGCUGUGAGAUUGAUGGCGUUGCACCGGAGUUGUGCAACUUAUUACUACGUGUUUAUGUGUUGAAUGCCUGUGUUCAUGGUGCCGUAGUGGUGUGUGAAAUCUGAUAGAUCUUAAGAUAAGGUUUGACCAACGAGGUUACACAUAGCGGUAGUGUUGCUUUUUUUCUGAAAGGAUUCAGUUUUGCUUGUGGACUUGUGGGCAUGCAUCGGAGAGGGAGACCGGCCACCUACUUUUCUUUUUUGUUUUUCGCAGAGAUUGGUCGUGCACGGAGACUCAGCCUGUGGACUUUGUGCUUUGACGUUCAAAAGUUUUAUGCGAGAUUUUGAAUCCUCAACGGUACCCCAAGGCACAAAUAGUUAUCCAGUUCUAGUUGCGUUCAGCUGCAGUUCGAGAGCAUAUUUCAGGGCUGCAUCCUGCAACUCCAAUUUUACUUGUUACCGGUGCAUCGGUGUAGCGAGAGACUACAUCUAUCGUACAAACAGUACACAACGACCACCUGAAGUGUACACUGACAAGAGAGAAGAGUAACUGUCUUACUGUGGAGUGUUAAGUGCCUCAUUAUAUGGAGAGAUGUGUAAUCGCUCAUUGGAUUUCUAGUAGGAAUAGAUAGUCUCGGUUGUAAACUGACUGGGACUCAAGUGUUCACUAGUUACUGAAUAGUUCGAGACUUGGACAUUUACACUUUGGAGUUUGGUCCAGCUUCCCAUAGUCCUCAUGUGUGUUGACAAUACGGCGAUCUCCCCAGAAACUUGGAAACUUGAGUUGAGCUGUUCAGCUCAUUCCGGCAAGCUUGCAAUAAUUGCUGCUCCCGUCAGGCACUUAUAACAACUUCGUCUCAUGAACUGGCCCUGAAUACUUUCCCUACUGUGGUAUAGUCCAUGCUCACUUUGAACUGUGCUGUGGUGCACUUGGUACAGCCAAGCUGGUGAAUUAAGUCACUGCACCAAUGGUGUACUUGGAACAGCCAAAUGGUUAGAAGGGACACAAUUUUUUUUUGAUUCGAUGAGGUAAUUGGGGAAACAUAGCAUAUUUAUUCCUAGAUAUCGAUGAUAAUCGACCAAACUUUUCGUUGAUGAGAUGAACUACAGCUUGCUACUUACUUUCUGCCGAACCGAUUGCAAAUAACUCAAGCGUCCGAAUUGAAGUUCUUCUUCCGCAAGAUUGGGACCUGAUCAGACAAUAUUGCGUGAAGUUGUUUCUUAGACCGUUAGAAGAACAUCAGACUGUUUCUCCAUUAUCGUGAUUGUUUUCUGCUAGAGGCCUUGUUCAGAAACAAGAUUGGAUUAGCAAAAGAAGCUGUGUCCGACUAUCACAAAAAGGCAGGACCGCCGCAUAAACCCUGCGGAUCUAGUGUCCAAUAAGUAACGAGCUGCUCAUCAUUACCAACGUGCUAGAUUAAAUGGAAUCGCACUCUUCACUUUGGGCUUCGGCAUUAAGCCACGACUAGUCGAGUUGGAGCAAACCAUCUUUCAAGAAAUAAAUUUUGUCUCUUGGCUCGCACAUCGCCCUCUGUUUUCAGAUUGAGGCUACGACCGCACAAUGCUAGAGGAUAAAAAUCCAGAGAUCCAGCGGGGGACUUUCAAGGGCGACAGGAAGACCCACCAUGCAAGUUGCAAGAGACGCUUACACAUGAGAAAUUGGAGCUCGUGGAUCUUACUGUUGGUGGUCACCUUGUUCCUGCACAUUCCUGGCUCCGCGAUAAAUUUAGAUGGGGAAGCGUUAAUAUCCUUUAAGCGAGGCAUUCAAAAUGCCAAUCUCUCCCUUUGGAGCUGGAAUGAAUCUCACUCUAAUCCGUGUUUGUGGUCCGGUGUGACGUGUCUCCCUGGAAGUGACCGGGUUCACAGACUGAAUAUUCCUAACCUCAACUUGCGAGGAUUUAUAUCCCCCGAGCUUGGGAAGCUCGACCAGCUACGCAGGCUUGGCCUUCACGAGAAUAACCUGUAUGGUUCGAUUCCAAGGGAGAUAAGCAACUGCACUAAUCUAAGAGCAUUAUAUUUGCGAGGGAAUUUUCUUACAGGAAAUAUCCCUGAGGAGCUUGGAAACCUGCAGCGCCUAAAAAUACUUGACAUUUCUAACAACGGAUUGACGGGAAGCAUUCCUGAGUCUUUCGGGCGCCUAUCAGAGCUUUCUUUUCUAAAUGUCUCAACCAAUUUCCUGGUUGGGAACAUACCCACAUUUGGAGUUCUGGCAAAGUUUGGCGAUUCCUCGUUCUCUUCGAAUCCAGGUCUAUGCGGGACCCAAAUUGAAGUCGUGUGCCAGAGUAUUCCUCACAGCAGUCCUACCACAUGGACGAGUGGUUCAACAUUAGUUGGACGUUCUACUGAUGAUGCGAACAGUAUUCUGAUGAGUGCAAUGGGCACCAGUGGCAUUGCUCUCCUGGUGGCUCUCAUCUGCUGUAUUGCAUUUCUCGUAUUCAAGAAGCGUCGUAGUAAUCUGCUCCAAGCUAUUCAAGACAACAAUCUCGAUGGUUACAAAUUGGUAAUGUUUCGGAGCGACUUGUCUUACACAACAGAUGAGAUUUAUAAGAAGAUAGAGAGCUUAUGUGCUGUUGACAUCAUUGGAUCCGGUAGUUUCGGGACUGCAUACCGCUUAGUCAUGGAUGAUGGUGGCAUGUUUGCUGUCAAGAACAUAGUAAAACAGGAGAUGGGCUCUGAACGAUUUUUCGAACGAGAAUUGGAAAUCCUAGGAAAUUUGAAGCACCAAAAUUUGGUGAACUUGUGUGGUUACUACAUCUCAGCUUCCGCCAGACUCUUGAUCUAUGACUACUUAGCAGGGGGGAAUCUUGAGGACAACUUACAUGAGAGGUCACUCACCAAGAAGCAUCUAACCUGGAGCACACGAAUGAGGAUAGCGAUUGGCUCAGCCCAAGGAAUUGCAUACAUGCACCACGAUUGCGUACCCGGAGUCAUUCACCGGGGCAUAAAGUCCAGCAACGUUCUUUUAGACAACAACAUGGAGCCUCAUGUGUCUGACUUUGGUUUAGCAAAGUUAGUGGAAGAUGAUUCGUCUCAUGUAACAACGAUUGUUGCAGGCACGUUUGGAUAUCUGGCACCAGAGUACAUGGAAAGUGGCGCAGCUACGGAGAAGGGCGACGUCUACAGUUUCGGUGUCAUGCUGCUGGAGAUGAUUAGCGGCAAACGACCCACUGAUGCCUUGCUGAUGAUGAAAGGAUAUAACUUAGUCACCUGGGCCACUUAUUGCGUCAAAAUGAAUCAAGUAGAGGAGCUAGUUGAAGAGAGUUGCUUAGAAGAAAUACCAACAGAGCAAAUUGAGCCCAUUAUACAGAUUGCUCUGCAGUGUGUUUCCCCUAUUCCUGAGGACCGGCUCACAAUGGACAUGGUUGUGCAAUUGCUCGAAAUUCACAAACUUUCAAAAUGUACAAGCGACGUCAGCAACUUCUAUCACUCUCCAAUUUCCGCCCCUGAAGAUCGUGGGCGUUAAAGUGGAUAGAUUCUUCUCUUUGUAUUAUUUUACUGUACAUCACCAUUUCAUGUAUAAGCAACUCACAAUACUGAAGAAUUUUGAGCCUUGUGCAGCCUUUAAUAUGCAACUUAGAAGUUAGGAUUUCAGUGCAUUAAGAAAUCAUAUUCUAGAAUAUUAGCUAAUACUAUUGGCCUAGCACAACUGUAGAUAAUCCUCAGUUGUGCACUCAUUCAGCACAUCUAUGUAUAACAUGAAAGAAAUUGAGAGUUUCUACAAAAUAAUAAAAAGAAAAGAUUUGUUACAUCAA